GACCAAGAGCAUUGUUUUAUAUUGCAUGCUAUUGUUGUCGAAGCCAUUCCACCAAACAAGCUCGCGAUCGCCGAUCAUACAACGAUGACCGAGCCGCAGCCGUACGCCGACCGCCGGCGAACUCCCCAUAUCGUCUUCCUCGCAAGCUCCGGGAUGGGUCACCUCAACCCCUUCCUGCGCCUCGCGGCCCAGCUCUCCGCCCGCGACUGCCGCGUCUCCCUCUUGACCACCCAUCCCACGGUCUCCGCCGCGGAGGAACGCCACAUCGACGCUUUCUUCACCGCGUUCCCCGGCGUCCGCCGCCUCGACCUCCACCUCCCACUGCUCGACCCAUCCGAGCUCAACUGCGCCGACCCCUUCACCCUCCGCUUCGAAUCCAUCCGCCGUUCGGCCCAUCUGCUCCCGCGCGUUCUCGCCGACGCCUCGCCGCCAGUUUCCGCCGCAAUCGUCGACAUCUCGGUGGCGUCCUCCUACCUCCCAGCGGUCGCGGAAAUGGGAAUCCCCAGCUACAUCCUCUUCAUCUCCUGCGCCGCGAUGCUCGCGCUCUGCGCUUACUUUCCCACCUACCUCGCCACGAAGAACACUUUCGGCGUCGGCGACAUUGAUAUCCCCGGGGUGUGGACGGUGCCGAAAUCCAGCGUCCCCGUGGUGCUGCACGACCAAAACCAGCUCUUCGCGAAGCAAUUCCUCGAGAACGGGCAAGCGCUCCCAAAAGCCAACGGCAUUUUAGUGAACACCUUGCAUGCGUGGGAGCCCGAAGCGCUCGCGGCGCUCAAUGAGGGGAAAGUGACCCCCGAUAUGCCCCCGGUGUUGGCGAUCGGGCCGCUCCUUCCGGUACCGAAGAUGAGCGUGGAAGGGGAGUCCGUCUCGGCGCCGCUCCCUUGGCUGGAUCGGCAGCCGGACAGAUCGGUGGUGUACGUGAGCUUUGGGAACCGGACGGGGAUGCAGGCGGAGCAAAUAAGGGAGUUAGGGAUCGGGUUGAAGAGGAGCGGGUUGAGAUUCCUGUGGGUGGUGAAGAGCAAGGUGGUGGAUCGGGCGGAAGUGGAGGUGGGAUUGGAGGAGCUACUGGGGGAGGAAUACCUGGCUAAGAUCAAGGACAGGGGGAUGGUGGUGAAGGAUUGGGUAGAGCAGGCGGAGAUCCUGCGGCACCGGGCGGUGGGAGGCUUCUUGAGCCACUGCGGCUGGAACUCAGUGGUUGAGGCGGCACUGUACGGAGUGAGGAUCCUGGGGUGGCCGAUGGGCGGCGACCAGAGGGUGAGCGCAGCGGCGAUGGCGCGGGGCGGAUUGGGGAUUUGGGUGGAAGGGUGGAGCUGGCAGGCAGAAGAGCCCAUAAAGGCCGAGGAGAUAAGCGAGCGGUUGAAGGAUCUGAUGGCCGUGGAGGGGCUGAGGGCGUCGGCCACGACGAUGGGAGCCGCGGCGGCAGACGUCGGAGGAACCUCCUACCAAGUGCUAACGCACUUCAUCGAGAGCUUAACGCUUUGAUUGUGUCACGCGAUCCACGAGAAGAGACUUGGCUGGUGAGAGUGCUUGUAUUAAUUAAAUAAGUCAACAACCACGGUACGGUAGAAUAGAUCGUUAUGUUGAAGUUAUUUUAGUAUCUGUUUUCAUUGGGCAUGUUAUGUUAGGUUUCCAUGCUAGUAGUCGUCCGUAGUUUAUCUCUUCUGUGUUGACUUUGGGAAGAAUUGGCGAGGGUGAAUGUGUUUACCUUUUGCCACAAUGUUAUGUUAGGUUUUCAGCAUAUCAUCAAUAAAAAGUAGGAUUAUUUUCCACUACUUAAA
This is a messenger RNA of Zingiber officinale, 1778 nucleotides long. RefSeq names its product UDP-glycosyltransferase CGT-like. The record is from RefSeq and is a predicted model, not a curated record. Bases 85 to 1482 code for a protein of 465 amino acids. Gene Ontology annotation, molecular function: UDP-glycosyltransferase activity. The transcript has a single exon. NCBI's taxonomy places the organism in Eukaryota, Viridiplantae, Streptophyta, Magnoliopsida, Zingiberales, Zingiberaceae.